Funneliformis geosporum is the source of this 3699-nucleotide messenger RNA. NCBI's taxonomy places the organism in Eukaryota, Fungi, Glomeromycota, Glomeromycetes, Glomerales, Glomeraceae. The record is from the annotation of a GenBank genome assembly.
AUGUCUGCAGAAAACCUAAUAAACAUCAGAAAUCCUUCACGUAAACCAUUGCCUGCUUUACCAACAGAAAGGUCAAUUUCAGAUUUAAAAUCUACAAAAUCUAUACCAUCAACUUUAUUUACACCAAUUCAAGGUUCAAGCGAUGUAUCAUUAGAUAGUAUUUCAUUAGGUCAUUUACGUAAUAUUUUAAAACAAAGCCUACAUAAUUGUGCCCUUGAUACCAAUCCUUGGGAAACUAUUAUCUUGGGAAUUAUACUCGAUAUCGCCGAAACGGUUCCAAAAGCUAUAGAAGCAAUAUAUCAACAUGAAAUAAAAAAACAUGGUGAAUCAAAAUUUGUAAUAACUUUAAAAAAAGAUGGUGGGAAACCUAUGGAUUCACAUUUCGUUUAUAAUUAUUUUGACGGUGAACAUCUAUUUAAACGUGAAAACGAAGAAGGUCUGGUAUUUACUAAGAAUGAAAUGAAAAAUUGGAUAGGUGGAACGAUAAUAUUAAAGGGUGCAAAGGAAUAUGUUAAUAAGGUGGAUAAAAUUUUAGAAUUAAUGAUCUAUGUUGUGUGUAAUUUGAGACUUGAGGUAUGUUUAUUUAGGGAUCAUUUUAUCUCGAGAGAUGAUACAAAAGAUGGUCAAGAUGCUGAGGAUGUUCAAAAUAGAUUAAGAAAUUCUAGACGUUCUUCAAAAUCUUCAUGGCUUGGAUGGCUGAUGAAACAUAAUAACAUGUCAAAUAUUAGAGAUCAUGUAAACAAAUCUCAUGAAAAGCAUGGAUUGAUAAGGAGAACUUCAUUAAAAAGAAAUCAUAUUUCAAAACUAUCAAUUAAUUCGACUUUAGCGACGAUAAACACUGAGGAAGAGGUUGAUAUGACAAUUUUAGCUAAAAGCAAAUUUGCAAGGGCAAUUCAUCAAAUGGAAAACACUAUACUAUCAUCAUCUCCGGGAGUGAAAUUUCCUCCUCCUCAUGUUUUAGUGCGUUUAAGAGAUGAAGAAACUGAGAUCAGUCUUCAUACAAACGAAGAUGGUACAUAUAAGUCAUAUGCUGUAAAUGAUGCUUUGGAUUUGGCUAAUGACUUCUCCAAUGGAAAUGGGGCAGCUUCCACGAGAAAUUCUACUGGAAAAUAUCGUACUUAUGCAUCUGUUACUGGGACGAAUCAGGUUUCGCAGGAUUUCCGAUCGGGACUUACAUAUUUGAUGACAAAUAAUAAUUCAUUGAAUUGUGUAUUCAAACAUCAGGCAUUAUCAUGUUCUUUCUCUAGGUUUUGGUCACCUACUUCGAUAUCGCCAUGUCAUAAUCAUGAAAUAACCACAAUGGAGUAUUAUAACAAGAAUAAUGAUCACCCCGAUAAAUGCCUGGGAGAAAUCAUUAAUCUGCUAUGCGAUCAAGCUCAUGAAAUUUGUCAAGAUGCAUCAUGCGACCAUCCUGGACUCGAUCAUAUUAGCACGUAUACUCACAAUACAGGCAGGAUCAGUAUAACACUUGAAGAAUUACCUGAUCCCCAUGUAAAAUCCUUCUCCGAUAGCAUUUUAAUGUGGACACAAUGUGAAUCGUGUUCCGUGAAAACUCCAAUCGUGCAAAUGUCACGUGCGACUUAUCUUUAUUCAUUUGGAAAAUAUCUUGAAAAUUUAAUUUAUAAUGAAGAUUUUACCCCUAAGACUUUAUGUUCGCAUUUUGAUUCUUUGGUCAGAUGUUUUCGCAGAGAAGAUUUGGUCGUGAAAAUUGGAUGUGAGCACGUUGAUUUAUUUGAAAUGCGAUUGCCAAAAUUGCAAAUUAGUCAAGAAGAGACUCCAAUUAAACAUACUUUAGCAUUAGAAGAAUACUUUGAUUCUUUGUCACUUAAUGAAACGGACUCUAAUUCCAAGGGAGACAUUGCCAUUAAGGUUAAUGGUAAUAAUGUUGAUCUUAGUGAAAAGAAAAGUUAUUUAAAAUUGUUGGAUGACAUGGCAAAAGAUUUUCGUGUAGACGAAUUUGAACUUUAUGAUAUUCUUAAGAAAACAAAAGCUACUGUUUUGAAUGAUGUGCGGAAAUUGUUUGUAGAGAAAAUUCAUUCAACAAAAAAACGAUUGUUGGAUUGGCAAAAAGCUCAUGUUCGUGAAGAAAGUUUAGCAAAAUUUUCGAAUAUUGAAUGGGUUGAGCCGGAAUAUGCAAGUUCAAGUAACUGCCAUGUUUUCCCUGGAUCUCCUAUCAUAGUUAGAGAAGAUGAACCUAGUUCUAUCAUCGCAUUUACAUUAAGUUCAAGGGAUUAUUUAAGAGAGUUGUCACUUAUGCGACAAAAUGUUAGAUUGUCAUUUACACAAUCAGCUCCAGUAACCCCCAUAUCUGAACAUCAUCAACCUCAAGUUUCAAACUCAUUCUCAACGUUAAUUACUUCAUUCAAAAGUCCAUCCACAUCGAAUCUCGCGUUAAAGAAAGAUUUAUCGACAGAUUCGGAAGGAACCAAUGGACUACCAACUUUAGACCAGUAUAGUUUCACUAUUCGACGUAAACAUGUUAAAGAUAAUACUUAUACAAUCCCUCAUGGAUUUGAUCUUGGAUCAUUUAAUUUGUCUCUUAGUGGCAGAGAUAAGAAAAAAGACCCCGAAAAAGAAGGUGAAAAACAGGCUACUCCUAAAAAUGGCGGAAAAUUUGGUGGAAUUUUUGGACAAAAGAAUGAAGAUUCCGAGAAAGCUAAAGAUGAGAUUUUCAAUGAAAAGGCACAAUAUGUCAAAGAGGAGCAAAAACCAGAAUCAUUUAAUGGUUCCGAGAAAUUAUCAAACGAAAAACAAGAUAUAAAUGAUAAGGAGUUACCAAAAAGAAAGGAAGAUUCAACAUUUUCAUGGAGUCGGAAGACUCAAAAAGAAAAAGAAACCCCACAUUUAAAACAUCAGUUUACGCAUGGAAUGAAAAAAUUUUCGUGUACAGUCUAUUUUGGCACACAAUUUGAUUCACUUCGACGUCGAUGUGGAAUCGAAAAUUUAUCCAUCGACUCUCUUGCUCGAUGUUCAACUUGGAAAGUCACAGGUGGCAAAAGUUCAAGCACUUUCUUCAAAACGCAGGACGAAAGGCUUAUUAUAAAACAGAUGGUAUCAUCUUGGAGAAUCGGAGAAAAAGAAGCUUUAUUGAAAUUUGCUCCAAAGUAUUUUGAAUAUAUGAACAAGGCUCCUAUCAUACCAUCAGUCCUUGCAAAGAUUUUUGGAUUCUAUACAAUAAAGAUUAAGGAUUUAAAAAAGAAUAGCAAUAUCAUAAAGAUGGAUGUCCUGGUAAUGGAACAUUUAUUCUUUGAGAAAACCAUAACAAGCAAAUUUGAUUUGAAAGGAAUUCAAGAACGUCAUAUAAGAGAACAACCUCAAGAAGGAGAUGUGACAUUAUGGGAUGGUGAUUGGGUUGAAGGAAGAUAUAAAUCACGUUUGUUAAUACACUCACAUUCCAAAAAGAUUCUUCGAGAAGCAAUACUUAACGAUACACAAUUCUUAGCAGAUUCAAAUAUUAUGGAUUAUUCGUUAUUAGUAGGAGUUGAUGGUGAAAAGAAAGAAUUAAUAGCAGGAAUUGUAGAUUUUAUUGGAGCAUAUACCUUAUAUAAAAAAAUUGAAAGUAAAGGUAAAACCAUUGGAAGAAAUGCAAAAGAAGUCACGGUUUUACCACCGGAUCAAUAUAAAGAUAGAUUCAGAGAUUCCAUAGAUCAAUAUUUCCUGGCUGUACCAGGUGAGCAAAAUGACAACUAUAAAUGUUAA